Messenger RNA from Coffea arabica (coffee), 1060 nucleotides. Its product is annotated as glutathione S-transferase U17-like. The record is from RefSeq and is a predicted model, not a curated record. NCBI's taxonomy places the organism in Eukaryota, Viridiplantae, Streptophyta, Magnoliopsida, Gentianales, Rubiaceae. Gene Ontology annotation, molecular function: glutathione transferase activity. Gene Ontology annotation, cellular component: cytoplasm. Gene Ontology annotation, biological process: glutathione metabolic process.
CAGUACUUUUUCACACUUCACAGAGGCCUACCUUCCAAGCUUCCAUCUAUAAAUACAACUAAUAACCCGCAAGAAUAUCGCAUGUAUCCACUUUAAGAAGUUUUCAGCUUUGUCUUCAACGGAUUUAAGCUCAGGUUUAGCAAUGCCAACAAAUGAUGUAAAGCUUCUUGGUGCUCCUGCAAGCCAAUACGUGAACCGGGUUCAGUUUGCCCUCAAUCUAAAAUCGAUAGACUAUGAAUUCAUCCCACAGAAUAUGAGAGAAAAAAGUGAGCUCCUUCUUAAAUCUAAUCCUGUUCACAAGAACAUCCCAGUACUCCUCCAUGGUGAUAAGCCCAUAUGUGACUCACUGGUGAUUGUGCAGUACAUUGAUGAGUUCUGGUUUGAUGGUCCCUCUAUCCUUCCUUCUGAUCCCUACGACCGUGCCAUAGCCCGCUUUUGGGCAGCUUACAUUGAUGACAAGUGGAUUCCAUUUUUCAAGGAGCUUACAACUGCAAAAGACGAGGAGUCAAAAACAGCAUUGGUGGAGAAAAUAUUAGAAGGUGUAAAACUCUUUGAGGAUGUAUUCGUGAAGGCCAGCAAAGGGAAGUGCUUCUUUGGUGGAGAAACAAUAAGUUUUCUUGAUAUCGUUCUGGGCUGCUACUUGGGAUGGCUAAAGGCUUGGGGAAUUCAGUUAGAUGUGAAUUUUCUUGAUGAAUCCAAGACACCUGCCCUAGUGGGAUGGGCUGAAAGGUUUUCCUCGGACAAAGCUAUUCAUGGUAUUAUACCAGAGACUGAGGAACUUUUUAGAAUUCUCCAAAUCAUCCUAGCUAGGGCAGCAGAUGCUGCUUCAAAGUGAAAAAGUACCAUUAUUCAUUUACUCAAUGGAUGAUGGCAUCAUCGGUUGUCAACUUAUUAUUAUUAUUAGUAUUAUUAUUUUCUGUGUGCUGUGUGGCAAUAGUAGUAAACUUGUAAUGGGAAAGCCUUCUUUACCAAAAGGGAAAUUCUCAUUUUAGUUCUUUGCAUUCCAAUUUCAUAUCGUGUUAUUUGUAUAAAACAAGUAUCAUGUGAGACAUUCCAUUUG